This is a messenger RNA of Symbiodinium natans, 996 nucleotides long. The record is from the annotation of a GenBank genome assembly. Lineage: Eukaryota; Dinophyceae; Suessiales; Symbiodiniaceae.
AUGGGCAACAGCUUCCUCUGCCCCGUGCAGACCGAUGGCGACUGGCUUGUCCUGCCACAAAGCGUCAGCUUCGAUUCAAAGUUCGAUGUCGAUGAGGACAAUGUCCUUGGCACCGGCAAGUUCUCCACUGUGUACCUGUGCACGUACCGGGACAACCCUGACCGGCGUUUUGCUCUUAAGGCGAUAACAACCUACACCGGUGACAAGGCUUCGUAUACCCGAAUCGUGGAGGAGAUCGCCAUCAUGAAGGCCAUCAACCAUCACUCCAGCAUCAUCAGACUCAUCGACAUGGACGAGUCCACGCCCAACACAAUCCGAUUGGUCUUGGAGCUCUGUGAAGGUGGUGAGCUGUAUGAUCGCAUCCAGCAGAAGCGCUUCUACUCGGAGCCAGAUUCCAAACUGUUGGUGAAGAACCUCCUCCAGGCGGUGGAGUUCAUCCACGGGAAGGGCAUCAUGCAUCGGGACCUCAAGCCGGAGAACAUUCUCCUGGUGAGCAAGGUCAGCAACACAGACAUCAAGGUCUCCGACUUUGGAUUGGCAAAGCUCUCCCGAGACUUUCCACGCCGACUCCCUCGGUCGACCUCAAUCUGCGGCUCCGACUUCUACCUUGCGCCGGAGGUCAUCAAACAGGAGGAGUAUGGCCGCGAGAUAGACAUCUGGGCUGUCGGGGUGAUCUGCUUUGUUGUCCUCAGUGGUGCGCUGCCUUUCUUCAAUCCAGUGCUUCACAAACUGUAUCGCCAGAUCGUUGAGAGGGAUGUGAGCUUCGCUGACGACCGGUGGCGGGCGGUCUCUGCAGGUGCACAGGACUUCAUCCUGCGUCUACUGCAGGUACGAGCGGGUGAUCGGCUAACAGCCGAGCAGGUGGAGCUUGUUGUGAUCGGACAUUCCUGGGUUAGAAGCAAAUUGCUACUCGGCGCGCCUGCUUCUCUGAGACUCCAUGGCAACAUGACCCAGCUUAGCGCCAUGGCUACAGUGAUGGUUCUUCGACAUUGUUGA